AUGGAUAUUCACUGCAAAGCAGACCCCUUCUCAGCGAUGCACCCUGGGCACGGCGGUGUGAACCAGCUCGGCGGGGUGUUCGUCAACGGCAGACCACUCCCGGACGUGGUGAGGCAGCGGAUCGUGGAGCUGGCCCACCAGGGCGUCCGGCCUUGCGACAUCUCCAGACAGCUACGGGUCAGUCACGGCUGUGUCAGCAAAAUCCUCGGCAGGUACUAUGAAACUGGCAGUAUUAAGCCCGGGGUCAUUGGUGGCUCCAAACCAAAGGUUGCAACGCCGAAAGUGGUGGAUAAAAUCGCAGAAUAUAAGCGCCAGAAUCCAACCAUGUUCGCCUGGGAGAUAAGGGACCGACUACUGGCUGAGGGCGUCUGCGACAACGACACUGUCCCCAGCGUUUCGUCCAUCAACAGGAUUAUCCGCACCAAAGUCCAGCAGCAAUUCCACCCGUCCCCUGACGGAUCUGUUACACCGCUCUCCACGCCCGGCCACACCAUAGUGCCAAGCACAGCUUCCCCCCCUGUGACCAGCGCCUCCAACGAUCCCGUAGGAUCCUAUUCCAUCAACGGCAUUCUGGGUAUCCCCCGCUCCAACGGCGAGAAGAGGAAACGAGAUGAUGAUGGCUCUGAUGGCUCAGGCCCCGGCAGCGACUCUCAGGGCAGUGUGGAGAGUUUAAGGAAGCAUCUGCGAGCAGACGCCUUCACCCAGCAGCAGCUGGAGGCCCUGGACCGUGUGUUUGAACGUCCUUCUUACCCUGAUGUCUUCCCCACUUCAGAACACAUCAAACCUGAACAGGCGAAUGAGUACUCUCUCCCAUCCCUGAAUGCUGGCCUGGAAGACGUGAAGCCGAGCCUCUCCACCAGCGCCAGCUCCGACCUCGCCUCCAGUGUCUCCCAGAGCUACUCUGUUGUGACAGGUCGAGACAUGGCAAGUACCACCUUACCUGGCUACCCGCCUCAUGUCCCCCCCACAGGACAAGGCAGCUACCCCACCUCCACACUCGCUGGAAUGGUUCCUGGAGGGGACUUUUCUGGAAACCCUUACUCUCAUCCACAAUACACCACUUACAAUGAAGCAUGGCGGUUCAGCAAUCCAGCAUUACUAAUGCCGCAUCCCGUGGCUCCGCACCUCCCACUGCUGCCACUGCCUACGACCGCCACUAGUUACCAUGGAGACCAGCUCAAACUGCAGGGCCAGGGCUUUGGCCUCCAUAUUGUCCCCGUCUGAGAAACACUGAGGUCAAAGGGAAGCGAGGUGGAAUCCUAAAGGAAAGCCCGUGAUGUUAUGUGAUGUGGAGGAAGGAUCAGCAAGGUU
Messenger RNA from Xiphias gladius (swordfish), 1311 nucleotides. It is a transcript of the gene pax2a, whose product is annotated as paired box 2a. Bases 1 to 1224 code for a protein of 407 amino acids. The transcript is spliced from 11 exons. Gene Ontology annotation, molecular function: DNA-binding transcription factor activity, RNA polymerase II-specific; RNA polymerase II cis-regulatory region sequence-specific DNA binding. The record is from RefSeq and is a predicted model, not a curated record. NCBI's taxonomy places the organism in Eukaryota, Metazoa, Chordata, Actinopteri, Istiophoriformes, Xiphiidae. Gene Ontology annotation, biological process: anatomical structure development; regulation of transcription by RNA polymerase II.